Cherax quadricarinatus is the source of this 4390-nucleotide messenger RNA. The record is from RefSeq and is a predicted model, not a curated record. NCBI's taxonomy places the organism in Eukaryota, Metazoa, Arthropoda, Malacostraca, Decapoda, Parastacidae.
GGUGCCUGGCAGUGAGGGCUCAGUCAGUGAGAGCGCCUCCAGCGUAGCAGUCGUGUUGCCGCAGUGCUGGGAGGUCGCCACCAUCACAACACCACCACCACUACCUCCAUUAUACUCAUCAACCUCCCGGCCAACCCAGCCAUACCUACUCUAGUCUCUACUCGAAUCUCAUUAAGUUUAUUUUUAUAUAUUUAUUCACUAAUUUAUUCAAACCGUUUGAUCUCAUAUAUCCAGUCAGGCAGAGAACCAAAGACUUUAUCUCUCUCAGCAUCUCGUACCUCAAGAUUUGCGCAGCCUGAGACUUGCAUAGUGAUUAUACUCAGUGAAGAGCCUUGUGUUUGUGCGUACGCAACACCCGUGUGACCAGACUUACGCAGUGUGGAAACUUUUAGUACGUACUCCACACCUGUGUGACCAGACUCAGCCAGUGUGCUUUCUUAUAUGUGUGCAUCAAGACCAGCGUGACAACCACCAUUUCUGCUACUACUCUCCCACACAAUUUGAGAGGCGUAGUGUGGGGCGAGUAAGGCAGGUGGCCAGGGGACGAGUGAAGGAAGGUACUCCUGCGAGUGACCUGCCUGCUUGCAAGUGACUAGCCGCCGUACAAGAGUGCUUCUCACACUCUCACACACAGACAUACACACAGACACACAGACACGCACACAAGCACGCACGCACGUCUUGCUCACCACAACACCAUCACGCCUUCACCACCUACUGUGAUAACGCCGUGUCCUUUGGAAUUUUGUGAUUGCCCGUACCUCUACUUCUCUGAUAUUGUAUAGUGUGGUGUUGCGGAGUCUUCCCUCCUUCGUUACACACCGCCGCUGCCUUAUACAAGUGACGUGGUUGAGAGCCACGUAGCAUUGAGUAGCGUCACUCCAGCACUCUCACAGUCAACAUGGGCCGCAAGAAAAUUCAGAUCUCGCGCAUCACUGAUGAGAGAAACAGACAAGUGACAUUCACAAAACGCAAGUUUGGUCUGAUGAAAAAAGCAUAUGAGUUGUCGGUGUUGUGUGACUGUGAGAUCGCACUCAUCAUCUUUAACUCUAGCAACAAGCUAUUCCAAUAUGCAUCCACGGACAUGGACAAGGUCCUCCUCAAGUACACCGAGUAUAAUGAACCUCAUGAAUCCAGGACCAAUAAUGAUAUCGUCGAGGCUCUGAACAAAAAGGAACACAAAAAUGGUUUACAGUCCCCAGACUCCCCAGACCCUGAUCAAGAGUACUCUCUCACACCCCGCACCGAGGCUAAGUACAACAAAAUUGAUGAAGAAUUUACUUUGAUGAUGCAGCGUAACCAGAUCAAUGGUAGUCGACAGCCAGUAGGACUCAACAACUAUAACAGUAUGGCAGUGACUGUACCUGUUAAUAAUGCAAACUAUGACCCAGCCCUAAUGCAGCCCUCGCCUCAAAUGUCUCAUGCCUCUCUCUCGCCACGACCUGGAUCCUCAAGUGGAAUGCUCGACAUGAAUGGUUCUAAUGGAUAUCCUGGGUCAACUUCUCCAUUACCACAUGGAGGGGCAUCAUCACCUGGACUACUGCCUCGGCCUCAUUCGUCAAAGACCCACUCACCCACCAGACCAAAUCUUCGCGUUCUCAUUCCCAACUCUCAAGCACAGACUCAACCGCCCAGGGAGGGCUCCCAUUAUCUUUUUACACCGGUACUCUUCAAUCAAGUAACAACCCCCUCAAUGACCAAUUUUUCACUUAAUUCAUUUUCGCAUCAGGAUUUUCCACUCAAAGCAGCCUCUCUCAAUCCAAAAAAUAACUUAUUUUUUUUAUGACAGUGGAACAGUGGGUCACUGGGAAUGUCACAUGCUGGUCUGCCUCACCUCAGUGUCAGUUCCUCUACACCGCCCCCAGCAGCCUCCCCGCCUGUUAGGAUCAAGUCAGAACCAAUCAGUCCUCCACGCGACCCUAACUGUAUCCCAGCAUCUCACCUGCAAAGACCAGCAUCCACAGACCCCGGCCACUUGUCACCUGCACCGCCUUCACAUUUGGGUCCAUCUUCCAAUCAUCCAGGGCACACACUUUACACCAAUGCACUUUCAGGCCACUUGACUCCGUCACAUGCCUCACCUGAAGGAGCCUCUCACCACAGUGACUAUGAUAGCCCAUUGAGCAAACGGCCGAGAAUGUCAGAAAACUGGGCCCCUAAUUCGUGAGGUGCAAGAAGGGUCACCACGUGCACCAGUGAGAGGACACUCAGUGCUGCGUGAUCAGUGCCUGGCGAGCUGGGGGUGCCGUCCCUUGGGUCAAGAAGCCCUCACAAUCGUGUCCCCAUCGCCUCUGCCUCUAUGGACCACAACGGUUGUUAACUGUACAAAAAUAAAGUCUUGGGGAGCAGUGUGUGUGUCCUUCGCCGUGUGUGUGUCAAUGCCGCACUACCGUGACAGUGCCAAGAGAGGAGCUACAGCCCUGCUCCCCGGCCUCCUGUGUUUGUGAAUCACAUUCCCUUACUCCCUUCUGCCAGUCUUUCUCCAGCCUGCCCACCUGCAAGAGCCCUCCAGCCUUUUACAGGCACUGGUGACUGGCAUGUUCAAGAGGACAGUUCAAUGCCUUUUGGUAAUCUGAGGGCCGUCAUGAAUUGCCACCUCUUGAAGGUUUAAAAUUCACUGCCCAACUGGUUUAGGGCUGAGAGAAGUCAUAGUCAAGCAGACUGUGUAUAUGUGGCCUGAGUGUCAUUAUCUGCAUGGUUGACUUGAGCCCCUGGCUCUCUUAUCACAAUUUAGGGUUGUCUCUUGCCUGUCUGAUAAAUGGUGAGGAUUCAGCCUACCCAGAAGAAAAGGGUCACUAUUAACAACUGCAUCUGUUGCAGUUUACAAGUCUGUCACCACCACCUAUGUACUGUACUUGUUAGUUCUGGCUCAAUGUAAAUAAGCAAAAGACAUGAUUAUUUUUACUCUUUGUACAUAUUGGCAUAUAUGAUAAGAUUGCCUGGUACUUGGUGUGUGGUGGUGCUGGUGGAGACAGGGAGGCAAGCAGCAGUGUGGGCUACCUCUCCCACCACCCCAUACUGCCGCCCUCUGUACCUCUCGUAUGGUCUUUCUUUGUACCUUGUGCCUCACCUUACUGUGUAAGAAGUUGUAGCCUCUAGUAACUGUGGACAGUAGUGCGUGGCCGGUGUGUGCUGCAUCGUGGUGUGGUGGUGGUGGCAGACUGGAGAUGGUAAAUGGGCGGUGGCAGCUGUGGGCAUCACUAGGCCCUGUAUGUGUGCCUUGCUGGCCACCACCGUUCCUCCAGCUCUAGGUGGUCCAACAAUGCUGCCACCCAUCCAUUCCUGUGGUUACCACCACCUACCACGGGGCUUUGCCCACAAGGAAGGAGGAGCCAGCUGUACCAUACCAAAUACAACACUAACUGUCGAUACAUAAACAUUUAGACUGUGUUGACUUAACGUUGUUUAUAUAAAUACAAAGUCUAGAUUCUUAAUAAUUUAUAUGAUACUGCUAAUGUAUAAUUCUCCAAGAAAUGUUUAUAGCUAUAUUUGAUUAUAAUAAAUCAAAACACCUAGUUUCUAAGCAAAGACACUAAACCCAUUACCCUAAGCAUAUGUUGCACCUUGUUGUGGCGUGAUUACAGUGUACCACAGGCCGGCGUGCUGGGGCUCAGUGGGAUAGGGGGGUGUAGGGGCUGAAGCAAAGCUUCAUCACACCCACAGACCGCAUAGUGAUGUAGAUUUCUAGUAAUUUAUCCAUUACACACAAUAGUUUUUGUACAUUAUGAAGCCUUGUUACCAGAAAUGUCUUACAAACCAAAGCAAAGCAAGAUUCCUUAAUUUACUACAAAAUUGGCUGUUCUGUACAACUGAGAAUACUAUUAUCUGUGAUGUACAUAGUGCAAUUCAGUGGGUCCCAUUCACUGCUGUACCCUACAUAUGUACAUUUUUUUGGUGAAUGGUGUGCUCAUAACAAGAGAUUGUAUCCCCAACCAUCAGGUGAUAAUCACCCUAGUUACUGGUCAUUUAAUGAUCUUUGUACUGUUGGGGUUGGCUCUGGCUUUUAAGGCAUACAGUACAGUACUUAUGUGUCCAGUUUUUGUAGGAUGCCCCUUAAGAUAGUACAGCCUAAGCACUGGGAGAAUCACUGUCCAUAUGAUCAUGGUGCAUUUAAUAGAAAUUACUAAUUUAUAUCACAGGCCAGCACACCUCUUUUUAAUGGGUGAGGAUAGAAGUGUGACAAUUUCUACAUAAAUGUAAAGUUUGUGCGUGGCAUAUCCAACUGUCCCCCACCCCCUUUACCCCCUGCCAGCAGCCCCCGUCCUCAUGUUCUGACAACAAGUUACAUGUUUGUGUAGAAUAAGUAUACUAUUAAUAUUUUUUUGUUAGUGAAAUAGAAGCAUUUUGUGUGAAUUUUGGCAUGUUAUUCAAUAAAAUCUGAAUAACAUAA